CCCCCCCUUUUCAUCUUCUCCUCCCACUCCAACUCCAACUAGAACAAAGAGAGAGAGAGAAAAAAAAUGGAAGAGGUAUGGAAAGACCUCUCUCUAACAAUCCUCCAAGAAUGGCCCACCACACAAGAUGGCCCAAAGAACGCAACCAUCAAAGCCGACAAUCUCCAUGACUUCCUAUCAGCGCCCUUCAAAGGGCCAUCCACAAAUCCCAUCGACGGCGACGAUAUCUCGGGCUUCUUGGGAUCAGGAACUGCAUCUGGGCCCACCUCCAAUUCAAUGGGUCUCCACCCACACGAGAAUUCCGUCCGUUCGAUCAGAUCGCCUUCGCAUCGACGCCGUGCUGAUCCCAACCAUACUUCCACUGCCCCUUCCAUCCUUUCUGGGUCCAUGGUGGGGCCCACUUCAAAGAAGCGGAUAUCCCUAUUCGCUGGUGAUUCGGUCGAUCGACGCCACAAGCGCUUGAUCAAGAACCGGGAAUCUGCGGCCAGAUCUAGGGCCAGGAGGCAGGCUUAUACAAAUGAGUUAGAGAUGGAAUUGUCCCAUUUGAUGGAAGAAAAUUCUAAGCUGAGAAAACAGCAACAACAGUUGUCUUCAGCAGCAUCCGUUCAAGUGCUUACCAAACACCCUCUAUACCGAACCUCAACGGCUCCAUUUUGAGAAGGAUUUUGGCAGCCCCCGUGUGGGGCCCACUGUUUCUGGUGGAUCCACACCAUUGAUCUGAAAGAAGCUACGAUGUAUGUGGCUAGGAUAGAUGACUCUAAUCAUUGUACCUGUGCCCUACAAAUUGGUAAGCGGAAUAGCCUAACAAAUAUCUGAAACAUCAGUCUUGGAUCUGACGGAUAGAAUCAUUUGGAUCUCCGGGAUAUAUGUUUUCAACGGUCUGGAUCAUCGAACCAUGAACCCCACUUCUAUGAAUGGAUACACCAGGAAACUGUUUGCGGUCUCAUGCAUCAGGAGCGUUCAUCAAAAAGUAAUUUUAGUCGCUUUGUCACGUGAUCUUCUAGACCGUUCAUCAAUAAGUUCGCAUCAUGGAUGGACCACAUGGCGAAAACUCUCACUUACAACGUAAGUAAGACAUAACAGCACUGAAUACAACUCACCUUCCUGUGGAGGGAGAGGAUAUCAUAUCAGUGAGGUUUUAGCUAGGUGGGCCAUAUACAGUGGGCCUUUAUAGAUGAAGGGUCCUGAUUAUCCGAGGCAAAAGAAGCCAACGAAAAGGGCCAGCCUUGUAAGCAAAGCUCUGUAAAUAUCUAUCUUGAGGGUGUAAUUAAAGGAGUAAGAAGAGUGCAGAAUGUUAGAUUAUGCGUGGACCAUUAGAUCUCUUGUAUAUGAAUACAUGAUAUAUAUGUGGAUGUGAUAUUCCUUGUGCAAUUAAUAUUAUUAUAAUGUUACCUAUUAUAAUUUCAA
Messenger RNA from Magnolia sinica, 1407 nucleotides. Its product is annotated as protein FD-like. The coding region runs from base 67 to 657 and encodes 196 amino acids. The transcript has 3 exons. Gene Ontology annotation, cellular component: nucleus. Gene Ontology annotation, biological process: positive regulation of DNA-templated transcription. The record is from RefSeq and is a predicted model, not a curated record. NCBI's taxonomy places the organism in Eukaryota, Viridiplantae, Streptophyta, Magnoliopsida, Magnoliales, Magnoliaceae. Gene Ontology annotation, molecular function: DNA-binding transcription factor activity.